UCAAGAUGGCGGAUGUGGCCGCGGGGCUGAAGCCGGAAGGAGCUGCCUACUGGAGCCGGGACCUUUCAGAUGAAGACCGGCAGCCUGUAUAUGUUCCAGGAGUCUCUGACGAGAGGAAUUUUAGAGCAAGGCAUCUACUGAGAGGGCAGAAAACAGAAGCGAAGGCCAAAGUAGCUGUUGCUGCGACUCCUGCCCCGAUGGAUGUCUUGAAAAGCAUUGGAGAAGAACCUGGGCAGCAGGUCCCUGACAAAGGAGGAACGAAGAGUGCUUCUUUAAAGGAUUUAUGUCCUGAAGACAAGAGGCGCAUCGCAAACUUAAUUAAGGAGCUUGCAAGAGUGAGCGAGGAAAAAGAGGUGACGGAAGAGCGACUGAAAGCUGAGCAGGAGGCGUUUGAGAAGAAGAUCAGACAACUUGAGGAACAGAAUGAGCUCAUUAUCAAAGAAAGGGAAGCCCUGCAGAACCAGUACCGAGAGUGCCAGGAAUUACUGAGCCUUUAUCAGAAAUAUCUCUCUGAGCAGCAGGAAAAACUCACACGUUCGCUUUCGGAGCUGGAGGCUGCCAGCCAGGAAGAGCAGCAGAUGUCUAACCAGAGAGGUCACUGUCAGCUGGUGCCACCCUCAGAUCUGGAUGGAUCCUACCUUGGUGUAGCUAGACCACAAACCUUAUAUAAGAACCACAACAUAACCCAUAGAAGCCCUACUCUUCUACCUUCAGCUUGGCCUAGUAGGAAUAGGGGUGUUCUUGGAACUGGCACCCAGGGAUGUCAGACUGAUGCCAGGAAUGGACUUCUUUUGGAAAAUGGAUUGCAUAAUAAAUGCAACAACAUGGCCUCUCCAGCAAAGCAGCAGUUGACUCCCCAUGUUAAAAGAACUCCUGAUGGGGACAAGAGGAAGAAUGCUUGUCCUCUUCAAACGUGUCCUUUCCAUAAAAAACUGGGAAACUCAGCUCAUGAACCUUUUCAGGAUGCUUGCCAUAUUCAAGAAAGAUACUUGGGACCUCAUUGUGAAUCCUCCUUGGAAUAUUUUUGCUCAAUGCAUCCUCCUAGGCAGAAGGCUAGCAAAGGCUUGAGAUCAAAAGAAACCGAUCAUGGUCAAAACGUCUCCGAAGAAAAAAGGAAACAGCUCUUGCUCCAGAAAAUAGAACUUGAAAUCGAAAAGGAACGUCUUCAGAAUUUGUUAGCAAAACAAGAAGCCAAGCUUCUGCAGCAGCAGCAGCAGCUUCAGCAGUCCAGGCUCGAUUAUCAUCGGUUUAAAGCCCACACUGCCAAUUCAGAAGACGUGCUCAUGGAUGAAGUCCUGAUGGGACCAGGCUCCUUGGCUCCAGCAGUGAAUGGAAUUUGUGAUGGCCUCAGUUCCCCCAAGUUGGAUUGUGAAGAUUGUCUUUUAAGGACACCCUCCAGGAAAGGCUGCAGAGCACCGGAAGGCAGUGAAGGGAUCCAUUCCGGGGCAAGGAGUGUGGGCUUCAAUAGUGAUGCAGAUGGCGCAACCCUUUGGGACGGCACAAAAAAGGAGCCUGUAAGGUCCAGACGAGGAAUGAUGCCAAGCUCUGGGAAGGAUGCAGCUACGUCUCCUGGAUUGACAGGCAACAAGAAGGGGCUUGUAACGGCGGCUACCUCCCCAAUCCAGCAUGGGGCUUGGCGGUACGAGACCUCUCUCUUAGACCUGGUGACUUCAAUGAGCCCAAGGCAGGAGCAUCACUGUGGUGAAAGUUACAGCCUCCUCGAAGGGAUCCAGCCACAGAGCAGGAGCUGCAGGAAACCUGGUUGGAGUUGGAGGCCCUGCAGGGCCAAGAACGGGGUGGCAGAUUUGGAAGAGAGCCGGAUUUUGGAGGAAAUCUUUUUCAUUUGAUGGGCUCAGCGCUCGCCACCGCCAGGAUGAAUCCGAGGACCUUCUUCUUUUCCCUUUCUCCUCGGGACGUGUUUACAUGUCAGGAUAUUGGUUUUAAAUUAUUUGUCUGACGAAUGAUUGUCUCCUCUCUCCCCUUAGAAAAUUGAACGUGGUAGCUCCCUCUCCGACUUCUGAAUCAUGUUAGAGAUUUUGAAUAAGCUGCAUGGAGUGUUAGUGGAACGUUUCUGGGGUUUGCUCCCCCCGUGGACUUUCUUACAGGAUUCCAUUGCUGAAGGGGGAAAGAGAGUCAUGCCAUUGUGAAAAGGAUUGGUGUUUCAUUAUUGAUUUUUAUUUUUUAGCUGUGAAAACUGGUUUCCAGGGCUUCAUCUCUCUCUGCCUCACUUAGAAAAGCACAUUCCAGCUGUAUGAUUUUCCAUUGGGAAAGCAACCUGUUGAAACCGAAGGGGCUGUCCAUAGAUACCCCCAAUACAUUGCUGGGAGCUUCCAUCAAGGGUUGUGAACUGUUUCACUGGUCUUUUAGGCAGGUAACAUACAGUUGCUCUCUACACUUAAAUGAUUGUUUUCCAGUUAAUUAACCUUUUAUAGAAGAUGAUUCUUUAAAAAAGAAAAAUAAAUCAAGGGUCCCUUGGAUGUAGUUUACCUGAAAUGCCACUCCCCCUCCUCUUCUUAAUUUUUGCUUACUUUCUUAACUAAAUUGGGUAUCUUCUCAAUCUGAGCUGCUACGUUCAUGGUCCACAUCCACAGAGAAAGCACCAGACUUGUAGGGCGAAAUUAAUUCACUAAGUGUUUUCUUGGACUAAAGGCUUUUUUCUCUUUUGCAACCUCACUCCUUGAUGUUGUAAAUAAAGACAAAUCAGUAAUUAUUUCCACUCACCCCUGGUAAUGCAUGUUUCGCCUUCUGAGUUUAAUUAUUCAUGCUGUAUCUGUUUCAGUUUGUUUUUAAAAGAUGCUUCCUCUUGCUGCUGCUCAGUUAUUUAAAAAAGAUGUAGAAUUGGUAAGAAAAUGACUCCAAAUUCCAGGAUCAGCAGUCAUUUUCCACUCAGUGUAGCUGUCCUGUUAUAUCAGAAUGGUAGCUAGUGGCCUGAAGGACAACAGGGAGAUCUGUCUGUUGUGUAGCGCAAAGGCCACACAAGAUAAAGCAUUACACCUGUUUUAGUGAUCUGCUAGAGAAGGAAGCACGUAGCCACUGUGGGAUCAACCCUCAGAUCUUGUAGGCUCCUGCCCCCCCUCUGAGUCUUCCUCCUUCCUCUGGUCAUGCACCAGCCCUUUGACGUGGGCCUGAAGAUGUUCUGGUGGUGGAACAGCGGGUCAACCUUUCAUUGGUUUAGACCAGUGAAGUGGAGAAGGGCUUGGUUUCUCAUAGCACAUCAAAAGCUGCUGUUCUUCAGGCAUGAUGGCUGAGAUUCUUCUGUUUUAUGAGGUUGUAGGAAGACAAGAAGAACUGCAAAGUUAAAUUAUGUCCUAGACCUCUUCUGUAGGAUGAGAUUACAGGUUAAAAUAGGAAAGGCUGAACUUUGGAAUCUAUUGCUGGCUUUGGACUGGUCUGAAUGUAAGACUGUCCAACUGAUUCCUUAUGUUCUGGCUCAAUCUUGGUUCUGUAGCCUUUGGGGGAGGGGGGCAUACUAGGUGUUCUGAAACAGGGUUGGGGGGGCCUUGUGCAGCCCAUAGGAAAUGCCCCCCUGCUGUAGUUCUUGGAUGGCCUCUGGCAUGGAUGAGCCAAGAACUGGGUCGCUCUCUUUUCACUUGCAUAGUCCCCCCCCCCCACUGCCUUUCUGGCAUUUUAUCAUAGGAGUUGCAAAAAUGACGAGGAACUAAAUACAUCCCCCCCUCAGCAAGUCUGUUGGAAAUGACGUUUGCUUUUAGUUUUGCAUCUCAGAUGGCCUGUCAUUCUGCUCUGCCUUUUUAGCUCUCCCCACCUGCUCUUUUAAAAGGUGCUCUUGGAUUUGCCUUCCAGACCUCUCUGCCAGAGCAAUCGUUCACCUCCAGUUCUUAGUCAGUGCCAAUACUUAACCUCUUUUAAUAUUGAAUCUGGGAUUUUCAAUAAAGCUCUUGAUAAACAGGUUGGAUCAAUGCUGUUGAUUUGUGUCUCAAAUGGCAUUUUGGUCAUCAAUGUCUUUUGAAAGGACUAUUGCCAACUUUAAACUUUAUCCUUCAUGGUAAAAAUCCAUCCAUAAGGAAGGCUGAGUUCUAAGUCACUUCAAAAAAUAAAAGACCCCAAACCCCACCACACCAUGAUCAUCAGCGGUGUCAGAAGGUUACUGGCAUAGGUGGGCCGAGAAGUCCAGAUUCAAUUAUGCAAAGUUCAGGAAGUCAGGAAGAUGGCUGUCACCAAGCCCUAUAGAAGUAUGGCAGUGAGAAAUGAAGGAUAUUUGUAUAAACAUCUGCUACUGUGCAUAUAUUAACAGCAUCAAUACAGCCUCUCGUAUGUUGUCCAGUCUAUCUGCAUAACCCCCAUGUGAUAUUAGUGACAUAGUUCAGACAUUGAUUGCUGAUUUAGGCCAAGAAGGAAACGCAUUGGCCAGGCAUGUGUAAGUUAUUCCACCAAGAUCUGCUCAUUUCUUAGCAUAGUCUGGAGGCUCUACAGAAUGAUGGUGCGACAUGCAAAAUCCCACAUUAUAACUGGUUUUAUUGACAACUUUCAUUAAACUCCCAUUAACCCCUGACAUGUGUAUUCUUCUGAAACCAAACUUGUAACUCCUGUCAUUUUCAGCAGGAUUGUGCAAACAGUGUUUUGUAGCCAACGCAAGCAGAUGGUGUUUUGUCACGAGGCAUUAUGAAAUUGAAGUUAUUAAAACCAUUUACAGCCUCAGGGCAGGAAGGGGAGAGGAAGAAAUCAAUGACUGUCAAAUAGAAAAGGACUGCAAUCAGUGAUGGGGGAGAGACAGGAAUGAUUUUUUUUCAAUCCAUUGAAACAAGUAUGCAAGAGUCAAAACUUAAACUAGCCAAAAUGGUCCCUUGGGAUAGUCCAUUUAAAUUUAAACUCCUCCAGUUGAAAACACCCACCAGGAUGAAGGAAGGAUUCCCUGUAUGUUGCUAGAUGGAAUUGGAAGUGUAAUUGGGUCAUAUUUCUUUCUGCUCCUUUGCUAAACAUUUGGAUUGUGUUUCUUGGUCGUUCUUUUGCCUCAAUGCUCUGAUAAGACCCCGUAUCCUUCCUGUGUCUAUAACCUGAUGUGCACUUUGUAAGCAAUGGAUCUGUACAUUCAUCACACAUUCCUUCCACUUCCCGUACAACUGCUUCAUCAUAAACACAACCUUAGAAUAAUUAGCUCUUUUAAAUAUAAAUGUGUGAUGUUUUAAUUUAAUAAAUUAUCCA
Python bivittatus (Burmese python) is the source of this 5160-nucleotide messenger RNA. Its product is annotated as KIAA1328 ortholog. NCBI's taxonomy places the organism in Eukaryota, Metazoa, Chordata, Lepidosauria, Squamata, Pythonidae. The record is from RefSeq and is a predicted model, not a curated record.